Molecule: messenger RNA, 1208 nt
Organism: Xenopus tropicalis (tropical clawed frog)
Lineage: Eukaryota; Metazoa; Chordata; Amphibia; Anura; Pipidae
Gene: akip1
Product: A-kinase interacting protein 1
Exons: 5
Coding region: 119-616 (165 amino acids)
Biological process (GO): regulation of non-canonical NF-kappaB signal transduction
Source: RefSeq, a predicted model, not a curated record
UACAGUGUUAGUGAUGCAGAACCGUUCUUUCCAGCUGAUAUUGUUUGACCCUUCCCGGCACCUGUAGAAAGCGCUUCCUGUCCAGCCCUGGGAGAGGAGGCAGAGCAGUGGGCGCCGUAUGGACUGCCGCUACAGGCGUAUGGAAGACUCCCUCAAGCGAUCGGCUGAGCUUGGCCGGGAUUUGCUGGAGAGGAUGAGGAGCAGGGAAGUGGGCUGGGCCUGUUCGGGGGGGCUGCAGGAGGCGGAGCUUACAGAGGCUGUGGAUGACGGGGCAAAUCUGGAAGAAGCGUUUGCCGUGAUGGCCGACUUCAUGCGUCGCACCACCGAGCAGUGCGCGAGGUAUCAUGGCUGCUUGGCCAAUCAGAAGAUGAGCCAACAGGAAGUGGCGCACACGGGCAGGUUUCACGGCAGGAAGUUUGCCCACGGGGGGGCUGCGCAGCGAGUGAGAGUGCGGCCCUGCUCCCCCGUCAGCGCUCAGGGGGGACCCCGAGAUAUCGCUAUUGAAGUGGCCCCGGGCACUUACAGAGUCACGGCGGGCUUACACAGGGCACGGGAACAGACUCACGUGGUGAACAUUUGCCCCGGGCAAAGUGUGGAUAUAACAUUCGACUUGUGAUGCCCCCCCCCACAGACUCUCCACAUUCCCACCUCUGCUGGUCGGAGGAGUAUGGACAGGGACUCCCUUGGAUUCAUGGCCGCUCUGAACUCUACAGUCACGUGACUAUGAAUUUCUGCUCUGAAAACUGCACUUUAUUAAUUAUUUCCUCGUGUUUUAAUGUGAUGAUGUUUGUUGCUCCUCCCCCCGGGAGCUGACAAUCGGCCCUGUAUUUAUUAUAGGAGGUGUAUCGUCAUUGUGUUGCUGCUCAGAGUGGGAGGAAGGAGCUGAGCAGACGAGCAGCAGGAGACCCUUCCUCCAUCACUGUUUGAAUGUUAAAGGGCAACUAAUCCUGCACCUAUUAUGUUGGAGCCUCCCGUCACAUGGUGAGAGUGCUGGGCACUGAGAGUUCCACUAUGGGAGUCUUUAGGAAUUCUGGGAGUUGUAGUUUACAGCAGCUGGGUUGCGACAGUGUGACAGCCAUGAGUAUUAUUAUAUAUAGCGGUGCCCCUCCCUGCUGCGCAGUAACACUGACGGCUCCGCCCCCAUUAUUUAAAGGCACAUUGAUCUUUUUAUAACUAUUAUAUUUAAUAAAGAUUUUAUUCAUUCUUGA